Messenger RNA from Erigeron canadensis, 843 nucleotides. Its product is annotated as vacuolar iron transporter homolog 4-like. Gene Ontology annotation, biological process: intracellular manganese ion homeostasis. NCBI's taxonomy places the organism in Eukaryota, Viridiplantae, Streptophyta, Magnoliopsida, Asterales, Asteraceae. The coding region runs from base 79 to 693 and encodes 204 amino acids. Gene Ontology annotation, cellular component: membrane. The record is from RefSeq and is a predicted model, not a curated record. Gene Ontology annotation, molecular function: manganese ion transmembrane transporter activity; iron ion transmembrane transporter activity. The transcript has a single exon.
AGCCAGCCAUCUUCAAUUCAAUUCAAUUCCUUCUGAACCAAACUCCUUUUCAACAUUCUUUUUUCAAAGUUUGAUCAAAUGGCUGCACAGAAUGAUGUCCCUAUUCCAAUUCCUGAAAACAAAGCUGUAGUCGUUGAACAAGAAGAUUUAGACUACUCGAAAAGAGGACAGUGGCUUCGUGCAGCUGUCUUAGGAGCCAAUGAUGGUUUGGUUUCCGUUGCCUCUUUAAUGAUGGGCGUUGGAGCUGUGAAACACGACGUCAAAGCCAUGAUUCUUACGGGUUUUGCUGGUUUAGUUGCAGGUGCAUGCAGCAUGGCAAUAGGUGAAUUUGUAUCGGUGUCUUCUCAGCUUGACGUAGAGGUAUCUCAAAUGAAAAGAACCCGAGAAAGUGAGGAGGAGGAUGAUCAAGAACAGCUGCCAAACCCCAUGCAGGCGGCUGCAGCCUCAGCGGUUGCAUUUAUAUUUGGAGCUAUGGUGCCUUUACUUGCUGCGUCUUUCAUCGUGGACCAUAAGGUCAGGUUGGGUGUGGUAGUGGCUGCAGUAACCGUUGCGCUUUUGAGUUUCGGUUGGAUUGGAGCGUUUUUAGGGAAGACUCCUGUGGUUAAGUCUUGUUUUAGAGUUCUGGUUGGAGGGUGGAUGGCUAUGGCUAUUACUUUCGGGUUGACCAAGUUGAUGGGCUCUAGCGGUCUCUAAUUACUUGGCUUAUUUUAAGAUGGGAUAAUUAGUUAUCGUUGUUUUUUUUUUCUCAUCUUAUAUAUUUUGCUAAAAAGUUAUAUUACCCCGAUACGUAUGAUGCCAUUUUGAUAACUAAGAGUUAAAGUUUUCAUCAGAUUAAGCACUUAA